Molecule: messenger RNA, 981 nt
Organism: Colletotrichum fioriniae
Lineage: Eukaryota; Fungi; Ascomycota; Sordariomycetes; Glomerellales; Glomerellaceae
Source: RefSeq, a predicted model, not a curated record
AUGCCCGACGUCGAGAUGGCCCGAACGGGAAGCGUACAACGGCAAGGAGAGAAGGAAGAGGACACCGAGUACAGACCAUUGAACUGGAAGAAGAUAUUUCUAACACCAAAGUAUAUCCGUAUGAAUCAUCCAGCCGGCAUCGAAAAGACAGGGGAAACUGACUUGGGGCGACGUGCAGCAUUUCACCUUUUGGGCAUAGCCAUCAUUGUGGCAACAGUCUUCAUCAGCCUUCACCAUGACGAGGUCGUUGAAAAAUUGAGGCCCUUCUCUGAAAAGGUCCGGUCGCUACCCGGAGGGUUCUUGAUUCCGAUCGCCAUCUUGGUCCUAAUCUCGUUCCCGCCCCUUUUUGGCCACGAGAUUGUGGCUCUUUUGUGCGGUGUAGUGUACGGCUUAUGGAUUGGAUUUGCCAUUGUCGCAGCGGGCACUUUCAUCGGAGAGAUCGGAACCUGGUUUGCUUUCAAGUACACCUUGCGACGCAAGGCCCAAAAACUGGAGAGAACCAACCUCAACUAUGGUGCGUUGGCGCGAUUGACUCGCGACGGCGGAUUCUGGAUUGUCUUCAUCAUUCGAUUUUCGGUCAUUCCGUCUCACUUCUCGACGGCGGUGUUUUCGACAUGCGAUGUGAAGUUCUGGCACUUUGCUGUGUCGACGUUCUUGACGCUUCCGAAGCAAAUCAUUCUCGUCUACCUCGGUGUCCUCCUGAUUGAGAAGAAGUCGAACAACAGCAACAACACCAUUAAGAACAUUGUCUUCGGCGCAACAUUCGUUCUGACGAUCGCACUCGCGAUAUACAUCUAUGUCAAGAUGAGAAGAGUCAAGAAGAUGCUGUUGCAGGAGCAGGAGGAAAGGAGAGUACAGCGAGAGUUGCAGGAGUUGCCUCAGAAGGCUGAAGUCGACGCAGUUGAGACGGAGAUUGUACCUCUGCAGCCAGGCGCGGCGACGGUGCGAACAGACAGACCGGGAUACCCACACUGGAUUUGA